Messenger RNA from Medicago truncatula (barrel medic), 1858 nucleotides. RefSeq names its product protein DETOXIFICATION 9. The transcript is spliced from 7 exons. Gene Ontology annotation, cellular component: membrane. Lineage: Eukaryota; Viridiplantae; Streptophyta; Magnoliopsida; Fabales; Fabaceae. The coding region runs from base 98 to 1561 and encodes 487 amino acids. Gene Ontology annotation, molecular function: antiporter activity; xenobiotic transmembrane transporter activity. Gene Ontology annotation, biological process: xenobiotic detoxification by transmembrane export across the plasma membrane. The record is from RefSeq and is a predicted model, not a curated record.
ACCACACUUACUUUCCAUAUAGGUAGAAGAAGAAAGAAACAACUCUUUCACUCCUAUAUAUAAAUCUCUGAUAUCAUAUUCAUAGUGAUCACAUUUAAUGAAAAACAACUCUAGAGAGAUGAGUAAGGAGGUGACAACACCAUUGAUAAGAAAGAGUGAUCAUGAGAUUGAGAGUACAUUUGUUCAAGAGUUGAAGAAAGUGAGUUUCGUUGCAGCUCCAAUGGUAGCUGUAACUGUUUCACAAUAUCUUCUUCAAGUGGUUUCUCUUAUGAUGGUUGGACAUCUUGGUAUACUUGUUUCAUUCUCUGGUGUUUCCAUUGCCAUGUCUUUUGCUGAAGUUACUGGCUUUAGUGUCCUUUUGGGAAUGGCUGGUGCAUUGGAAACACUAUGUGGACAAACCUUUGGUGCAGAAGAGUAUGGAAAACUUGGAAACUACACUUGCUGUGCAAUAUUAACUCUAACUGUAGUUUGUUUUCCAAUAUCUCUUGUGUGGAUAUUCACAGAUAAAAUACUAAUGUUUUUUAGUCAAGACCCUGGAAUGUCUCAUGUAGCUCGCGAGUACUGCAUAUACCUCAUUCCCGCUCUAUUUGGCUAUGCACUUCUUCAAGCGUUGAUUCGCUAUUUCCAGACUCAGGGAAUGAUCUUUCCAAUGGUUUUUAGCUCAGUAUCUGCUCUAUUUUUGCACAUUCCUAUUUGUUGGAUUCUGGUUUUUAAGUUGGGAUUAGGACACAUUGGAGCUGCUUUAGCUAUCGGAAUUUCUUAUUGGUUGAAUGUGAUUUGGCUUUGGGUUUAUAUUAAGUACUCUCCAUCAUGUGAAAAAACCAAGAUUGUGUUUUCUACUCAUGCUUUACAUAACCUACCAGAGUUCUGCAAAUAUGCUAUUCCUUCUGGACUCAUGUUUUGUUUUGAAUGGUGGUCCUUUGAGAUUCUUAUUUUAAUUGCCGGGCUUUUACCUAAUCCUCAACUUGAAACCUCGGUUCUUUCUGUCUGCUUGAACACUACGUCAUUACACUUCUUUAUUCCAUACGCAAUUGGAGCUUCUGCAAGUACUCGUGUUUCAAAUGAAUUAGGAGCAGGAAAUCCAAAGACAGCUAAGGGAGCUGUUAGAGUGGUUGUAAUUAUUGGAAUUGCUGAGGCAAUUAUUGUCAGCACUUUCUUCCUUUGUUUUAGAAAUAUUUUAGGAUAUGCUUAUAGCAAUGAUGAACAAGUUGUGAAUUACAUUGCCGAUAUGGUUCCUCUUCUUUGUGUUUCUGUUAGUGCUGAUAGUCUAAUUGGAGCUCUUUCAGGGGUUGCUAGAGGAGGUGGAUUUCAAGAAAUGGGGGCUUAUGUGAACCUUGGAGCUUACUAUAUUGUGGGAAUUCCUGUGGGUUUGUUAUUUGGUUUUCAUCUAAAAUUAAAUGCAAAGGGAUUGUGGAUGGGAACUCUAUCAGGAUCUGUUCUAAAUGUCAUUAUAUUAUCUAUUGUAACUGCAUUAACUGAUUGGCAAAAAGAGGCAACAAAAGCAAGGGAAAGGAUAAUUGAGCAGUCAAUAAAAAUUAACAACACAUUGGUGGUGGCAUGAAAAACAAGGAAAUUAAUUAUCAAGAUAGGAAAAAUAGAGAAUUGAGAGUGCAUGCAUGCUGUGCUUUUGUUUAUACAGCUGUUUUAUGGUUGUUGAAGUGUUUUUUAAUUUUUCAUGAACUAACAUCUAGACAUAUUUUGGUUGUACAUGUGAUUUUUGUACUGGAUUUGUAUUUGUAUGUGAAAUCUGAUCCUACAAGUUUUGAGAGCACAUGCUUUGGUACAUUAACCAAGACAGAUUUCUCAUGUGCCCAUGGCUUAUGAUGAUAUAUAAACAAACAAUCCACACCCUUUAUUA